UUGUGCUUUUGCUUUUCAAAUCGCUAAGUCUGAUUGUCAAACCUCAGAAUUAUGGACAAUGCUUGUAAACCAUGUUAUUGAGACACUGAAUAUUGGCGAUAUCGAUAGCUGCUUUAGGACCUGUGCUGCGAAGCCAGGCUGUCAGAGCAUCAACUUCUACAGAGAAAAGUCUCUCUGUGAGUUGAAUAGUAGGACAAUAGAGAACACGCCCAAUAUGAGAGUGGCUAACGAAGACUCUGUGUACUUCACGAUUCCAGAUCCAAUUCCACCAGAGCCCGUGGAUGGUAAUUUUACCGAGUGGAGCAACUGGACGUCAUGUUCUCUGUUAUGUGGAAAUGGAACACGACAUCGAAACCGUUCUUGCACCAACCCACCACCUGCUCAUGGUGGAAAGAACUGUAGUGGUUCUCACAACGAAACAGAGACCUGCAACGCACAGCCAUGUUCUGUUCUCAAAAACUGUGCCGAAUUCUAUAGAAGCGGAUUCAAAAGAAGUGGUGUUUACGUCAUUGACCCUGAUGGAGAUGGGAAAUUCAACGUUUCCUGCGACCAGAAGACUGCUGGUGGAGGAUGGACAGUUUUCCAAAAAAGACAAGACGGUUCGGUGGACUUUUACCGAGGAUGGAAUGAUUAUAAGAAUGGAUUUGGAGAUCUAAACGGCGAGUUCUGGUUGGGCCUCGAUAAGAUCCAUCGGUUGACCAAAGAACGAAAACAACGCCUUCGAGUUGACCUGGAGGAUACCAAAGGAAAGACCGCGUAUGCCGAGUAUGACAACUUUGCUGUGGCAAAUGAACAAGACAAUUACAGAAUGAGUUUUAAGUCCUAUUCAGGUACAGCAGGGGACUCAUUGUCAUUACAACAAGGUAUGGCUUUCACCACCAAAGAUCGUGAUAAUGAUAAGUCGGGUGAUAACUGUGCUGUAGUGUACAAGGGUGCCUGGUGGUACAACGCUUGCCACGACUCCAACCUUAAUGGUCUGUACCACCGCGGUAACCACAGUUCAUUUGCUGACGGUGUGAACUGGUAUUACUGGAAGGGUUUUUACUAUUCCGCUAAGAGAGCUGAGAUGAAGAUGAAACCAGUGUAGUCAUUGUCAGCCUCUUGUACAAACUGAGGACAAAAUAAAUGAUUUUAAAAAACACAGGAUUGACUUUGUUAAGAUUUU
Messenger RNA from Exaiptasia diaphana, 1165 nucleotides. RefSeq names its product microfibril-associated glycoprotein 4. The record is from RefSeq and is a predicted model, not a curated record. Lineage: Eukaryota; Metazoa; Cnidaria; Anthozoa; Actiniaria; Aiptasiidae. The transcript is spliced from 6 exons. Bases 59 to 1087 code for a protein of 342 amino acids.